Molecule: messenger RNA, 2571 nt
Organism: Neocloeon triangulifer
Lineage: Eukaryota; Metazoa; Arthropoda; Insecta; Ephemeroptera; Baetidae
Product: ATP-binding cassette sub-family G member 1-like
Exons: 11
Coding region: 47-2023 (658 amino acids)
Cellular component (GO): plasma membrane
Molecular function (GO): ATP binding; ABC-type transporter activity; ATP hydrolysis activity
Source: RefSeq, a predicted model, not a curated record
AAGAGCGGUGCCGCCGCAUUUGGCGUCUGACAGUCAGUGGACGAGCAUGGCCGCUGAAGUGGCCACCGACGACGUGUGGAUCCAGCAGGAGGACCUCCAGCAGGUCGCCACCUCCAACAACAACCUCACCAACCCUGGCAAGGUGUUCUCCAGGAAGCCGCUCAAGAAGCCGCCGCUGCUCGAGUUCGAGGACCUGCGCUACACCGUCCCCCUCGGACUCAAUAGGGGGUCAAAGCAGAUAUUAAAAAAUGUGUCUGGCAGUUUCCUCCCCGGCUCCUUGGUGGCCAUUAUGGGUCCUUCGGGGGCUGGAAAAUCUUCUUUGUUGGACAUUCUAACAGGCUACAAAGUAACAGGGGUGAAAGGAUCAAUUUUGUCCGACCGGCAACCCCGCGUUUUGGCAGCGUUCCGCCGCAUCUCUUGCUACAUCCAACAGGAUGACCGUCUGCAGCCCCUUCUCACCAUCCAGGAAAGCAUGACCCUUGCUGCCAACCUCAAACUCAGCACAGAAGUGUCGCCAAAGGAAAAGCAGCGGACGGUAAACCAAGAACUGAUAAUGGAGAUCUUGGAAACUUUGGGCCUUGAGAACCAUUUACACACCAGGGCCUCGAUGCUCUCAGGCGGCCAAAGAAAGCGCCUCAGCAUCGCCCUGGAGCUAAUCAACAACCCUCUCAUCAUGUUCCUUGACGAACCCACCACGGGUUUGGACAGCUCUUCUUGCACACAAUGCAUGCAGUUGUUGCGCUCGCUGGCGCAACAGGGUCGCACCAUUGUGUGCACCAUUCACCAGCCAAGUGCCAGCCUCUUUGCUCUCUUCUCACAUGUCUACGUCCUUGCCGAGGGCAGGUGCAUCUACCAGGGCGCCAACGAGAAACUCGUGCCAUUCCUUGACAACAUCGGACUGCCUUGUCCACCAUACAACAACCCUGCUGAUUAUGUGAUUGAAUUGGCCUGCGGUGAUUCCGAGAGCGCAAGUAACCUUGAAGUUGUGAACAAGAUGGUGUUGGGCACUGAAAACGGCAGGAACAUCACUUGGUUUAAAAACCCCGACCCCCUGAUGGUUUCCAUCAGCAGAAGCAAUCUUUUUGCCACAAAAUCGAGUGACGAUGACGACGUCCCGACUGGUUUUUGCAAUAGACUUUUGGCCUUUUGCGGCGCAGGAAAGAAAAUAGACCACGCCGUCCAAGAGACCUCGCAGUGGAACCAGAUCAAGGUUCUGCUCACAAGAGGAUACAUCAAAACAAAAAGAGAUGGCACUCUGACGUACAUGAGGCUGUUUGUGAAUAUUAUUGUUGGUGUGAUGCUGGGCUGCUUGUUUUGGAGCUCGGGAAACCAGGGCAGCCGAGUCAUGGAGAACUACAAAUUGCUUUUCUCCAUUUUGAUCCAUCUCAUGAUGACCACUAUGAUGCUCACUAUUCUAACAUUCCCUAUGGAAAUGUCGAUCCUGCUGAAGGAACACUUUAACAGGUGGUACUCUUUGAAAUCCUACUUCAUAGCAACCAUGAUAGUAGAACUGCCAAUUGUGACUCUCGGCUGUAUUUUCUUCACUGUGAUCAUAUAUGUGAUGAGUGCGCAGCCAAUGGAGUGGUACAGGUUCCUCAUGUUUUUGCUCAUCUCUUUGCUCGUCACCUACGUAGCUCAGAGCAUUGGUCUUCUCAUUGGCGCCCUUUUCAGCGUCACGAAUGGCACUUUUAUUGGCCCAGUAAUAUCAGUGCCAUUGAUGAUGUUUGCCGGUUUCGGAGUUACCCUGAGAGACAUUCCUAAAUACAUGGUCCCUGGCACCUACCUGAGCUACCUGCGUUACGGUCUAGAGGGUAUGGUGCUCACUAUUUACGGCGGGGGCCGAGAAACACUGGACUGCAACGCAAGGUACUGCCAUUACCGCUACCCGAACAAGCUGUUGAUGGAAGUUGCGAUGGACGAGAGCGAGAUGUACAUCGACAUCAUCGGCCUCGUCCUAAAUGUCAUUUUGCUCAGGGUGAUCGCCUUCUUCUGUCUCAGGUGGAAGAUCAAGUCAGAGAGAUAAAAAGUUUAGGGUGUUUUAUUUAAAAUAACGAAAAAACUUUGGUCGUUUUUUUGGGUUUUAUAUAGUUUAAAAAUUCUCAAAAUUAUUGUGUCGAUCAAAAUGUGAUUGUUAGGAAAUAUUUAUUCGGGAGUAACGUCCCAUUUUACUUUUCAUAUUUUUCAAAAUGGAGUGAAUGAAACAUUGUGUGGCUAGUCAGUAUUGCACAUCACAGUAAUCACCAUUGUGAUAAUUUAUUAAUGGCCCUUAUUUUGUAUACAACUGCCUAGAACUUAUUUUUAAAUUUAAUUGACUAUGUAAAUUAGUUAAUUAAGCAAGUGCAGUGCUGAUUUUAUGAGAGGAGAUAUUUUUGCAUGAAAAAUAUAUCAAAAAAGGAUAAAAGUAUAGUUAUGCAUUCCAAUUUGUGAUGUGGCAUGUUGUGCCAAUAAUUAUAUUACACAUUAUUUGUAUGUAUUUCAAUUUGCGAUAUAUUCUGUUAUUUUAUAUCACAAAUAUUACAAUCAAAGCUGAUUAUGUUGAUUAUAGAUUAAAUAAAAAGAAUUAUUUAAAAA